GACUUGUGGAUUGAGAGAGCGUGCUGAUCUAAUGCUCCCACUUUGCCAAUUCAUAUAAGUUUAAAGAGGAAAGUACCAAACUUUGAUUUGCUUUUCGUUAUGGAUUCUUAAGUUUGAUUUGAGUUGUAGAUCUUACAUGAGUUCAGCGAAACAAGAUGAGGAAACCAACCCCGACCUAAUAUGAUCCAGGCUUUUGCUUAUUUCUGUUUACAUGAAACCUUGACAAGCAGACCAUGGGUUUAGGAAAUCAAGCCAAAAACUGCAAAUAGAGUUCUUACAUUAAAUGGUGUCAUGCUCAGGGAAGCACUUGUAGAUGCUAUGUGAUAAAGUGAAUACCAUGAUUCCUGCCUCCACGAGCAUAUGUAAGAAGAAUGUUGGCGGAUUGAGUGGGUGUAUUCGGAGACAGAUGGGCAGAAGUAUUCGUGGCGUGGUGUCCCAAGGACAACCAACCACCAGCUGUUUUGGUCAAAAUACUUGGCAUUCAAAAAUAAGCAAUGUCACCUUUGCUGUAUCAAGGAGAGUCUCUCGAUCUUCUGUUGUUAGCUUCCAGACACCUCAGGGAAAUUGCUUCCAGUUGGGCUUUUGCAAGCAAAUGGGUAAUUCGUGUUCAUUGGCACUUAAGUGUUUAGUCAAUGCUGAAGGAUCUGUUAAGAACUUCCUAGAUAUUUCAUCACCUCGCCGAAGUAUGAGCAUGAGAUUCUUGUUACCGAAACAAAGAGUGUUUUCAAAGAUCAAGUGUGAUGUGGGACCAAUAUCUUGGAAACGAGGAUGUGCUUCUGCUGGCUUCUCAUUUCGUAUGUUGACUUGCUAUUCAAGUUAUAAGCCAACAUAUGCCAAAGCAGAUGGAGGAAAGAAGGACGAGGAAGAUGGAUGUGAUUUGUUGUAUGUUAAAUCCUCACAUGGGAAGAGAGUUUAUACCGACUACACUGUAAUUGUUGCAGGAAUUCCUGGAGAUGGAAGAUGUUUGUUUCGUUCUUUGGCUCAUGGGGCUUGUUUACGAUCUGGGAAAACAGCUCCGAAAGAGAGGCUUCAGAAGGAACUAGCAGAUGACUUGCGAGCUAGAAUUGCUGAUGAGUUUAUAAAAAGAAGGGAAGAGUCAGAGUGGUUUGUAGAAGGUGAUUUUGACUCGUAUGUUGCACAAAUGAGGAAGCCACGUGUAUGGGGAGGUGAACCCGAAAUGUUCAUGGCAUCGCACGUUCUACUGAUGCCUAUAACAGUCUACAUGCGCGACGACGAAGCUGGUGGGCUGAUAUCAAUUGCCGAGUACGGCCAGGAGUAUGGCAAAGAAGAUCCAAUCAGAGUUCUCUAUCACGGUUUUGGUCACUAUGAUGCGCUGCAAAUCCCUGGCAGGAAGGGUAGUAAAUCUAAACUUUGAGGAUACUUUUCUGCUGAAAGGGUACCAAGAACUAACAAUUGUAUCAUUAUUUCUGGUUAAGAACAAUCAUUUGUAUCACAUAUGUUGGCAAAUCCCAAUUCAUGAAGCCUUCACUAGUAA
This is a messenger RNA of Tripterygium wilfordii, 1495 nucleotides long. Its product is annotated as OVARIAN TUMOR DOMAIN-containing deubiquitinating enzyme 4-like. Gene Ontology annotation, cellular component: cytosol; nucleus. The transcript has 6 exons. Gene Ontology annotation, molecular function: cysteine-type deubiquitinase activity. Bases 314 to 1375 code for a protein of 353 amino acids. Lineage: Eukaryota; Viridiplantae; Streptophyta; Magnoliopsida; Celastrales; Celastraceae. The record is from RefSeq and is a predicted model, not a curated record. Gene Ontology annotation, biological process: protein deubiquitination; endoplasmic reticulum unfolded protein response.